This is a messenger RNA of Marmota flaviventris (yellow-bellied marmot), 2495 nucleotides long. It is a transcript of the gene Mtmr12, whose product is annotated as myotubularin related protein 12. Gene Ontology annotation, cellular component: cytoplasm; membrane. The record is from RefSeq and is a predicted model, not a curated record. Lineage: Eukaryota; Metazoa; Chordata; Mammalia; Rodentia; Sciuridae. Gene Ontology annotation, biological process: phosphatidylinositol dephosphorylation.
CCGCGGCUCUAGGAAUGGGCGGAGCCCCGGCCGCUUGUGCUGGUGGCCACCGCCGCUGCCCAAGCCGGAGACCGAGCUGCCGACUUAGUUCCCGCGCGUCGCUGCUUCUCAGAGCGGCGGAAUGCUGGGGAAAGGGGUAGUCGGCGGUGGCGGUGGCACCAAAGCGCCAAAGCCCUCCUUCGUGUCGUACGUGCGCCCGGAGGAAAUUCACACAAACGAAAAGGAAGUAACAGAGAAGGAAGUAACUCUUCACUUGUUGCCAGGUGAACAGCUGCUUUGUGAAGCCAACACUGUCCUGAAGUAUGUGCAGGAAGAUUCCUGUCAGCGUGGAGUCUAUGGGAGACUUGUUUGCACAGACUUCAAGAUUGCCUUCUUAGGCGAUGACGAAUCUGCAUUGGAUAAUGGUGAAACUCAGUUUAAGAAUAAGGUUAUGGGAGAAAAUGACAUUACACUCCACUGUGUUGAUCAGAUUUAUGGAGUGUUUGAUGAGAAAAAAAAAAUUCUCUCUGAACAACUGAAGAAAUACCCUGAGAAACUUAUCAUCCACUGCAAAGACCUCCGAGUGUUUCACUUUUGUCUGAGAUACACAAAAGAAGAGGAAGUCAAAAGGAUUGUCCAUGGCAUAAUUCAUCAUACCCAGACCUCUAUACUUCUUAAGAGAUUAUUUCUGUUUUCCUAUGCAACUGCUGCACAAAACAAUACAGCUACUGAUCCCAAGAACCAGACAGUAAUGUUUGACACACUUAAGGACUGGUGCUGGGAGUUGGAACGGACAAAAGGCAAUGUGAAGUACAAAGCAGUGAGUGUCAAUGAAGGCUAUAGAAUCUCUGAGAGGUUGCCAGCAUACUUUGUUGUCCCUACCCCUCUUCUUGAAGAGGAUGUGCAACGCUUUCAGGGUCACAACAUACCAAUAUGGUGUUGGUCCUGCCACAAUGGAAGUGCCCUUUUGAAAAUGUCGGCACCGCCCAAAGAACAGGAUGAUGGUGUUUUGCAAAUCCAGAAGAGUGUCUCGGAUGGAAUUUACAAGAUCAUCCAUAGGCCACCCUAUGAAAUGGUUAAAACUGAAGAUCUAUCAAGCAACUUCAUAUCCUUGCAGGAAAUCCAGACGGCAUACUCUAAAUUUAAACAGCUAUUUCUGAUAGAUAACAGUACUGAAUUUUGGGACACAGACAUAAAAUGGUUUUCACUUUUGGAAAAUAGCAGCUGGCUUGACAUAAUCAGACGUUGCCUGAAAAAAGCAAUAGAGAUUAUAGAAUGUCUGGAAGCACAAAACAUGAACGUUCUUCUUUUAGAGGAAAAUGCCUCCGACCACUGCUGCCUCCUUUCCUCUCUGGUGCAAGUGAUGAUGGACCCCCACUGCCGAACCAAGAUUGGUUUCCAGAGCCUCAUCCAAAAGGAGUGGGUCAUGGGUGGCCACUGUUUCUUGGAUCGCUGCAACCAUCUCCGCCAGAGUGACAAGGAGGAGGUUCCUGUGUUCCUGCUUUUCUUAGAUUGUGUCUGGCAGCUGGUGCACCAGCAUUCCCCAGCAUUUGAAUUCACAGAGACUUACCUGACGGUCUUGUCAGAUAGCCUGUACAUACCUAUUUUUAGCACCUUCUUCUUCAAUUCACCUCAUCAAAAAGAUACUAACAUGGGUAGAGAAAGCCUAGAUACACAAAGCAAGCCUUUGAAUCUGCUCACCGUGUGGGAUUGGUCUGUACAGUUUGAACCCAAAGCCCAGAUGUUGCUCAAAAACCCUCUCUAUGUGGAAAAGUCAAAACUGGACAAAGGCCAACGGAAAGGAAUGCGUUUUAAACACCAACGACAACUUUCUUUGCCACUCACCCAAUCGAAGUCAUCUCCCAAAAGAGGAUUUUUCAGGGAAGAGACAGAUCAUUUAAUUAAAAACCUUCUGGGCAAGAGAAUUAGUAAACUUAUUAAUUCUUCUGAUGAGCUGCAAGACAACUUUCGAGAGUUUUAUGACAGCUGGCAUAGCAAGCCUACUGACUACCAUGGUUUGUUGUUGCCUCGUGUAGAGGGGCCAGAAAUCAAAGUCUGGGCCCAGCGCUACUUGCGCUGGAUUCCAGAAGCCCAAAUCCCAGGUGGUGGCAGAGUGGCCACGAUGAGCAAACUCUUGGAAAUGAUGGAGGAAGUCCAGAGCUUACAAGAGAAAAUCGAUGAGAGACACCACAGCCAGGAGGCCUUCCAGGCAGAGGCCCCCUGCCUGCUGAGGAACUCUGCCCGCCUGUCCUCUUUAUUUCCUUUCGCUUUGCUCCAGCGACAUUCAUCUAAGCCGGUCUUGCCCACCAGUGGCUGGAAAGCCUUGGAAGAUGAAGAGGAUCUGGCCAAACGAGAAGAUGAGUUUGUGGAUCUAGGGGAUGUGUGACUUGUGUGCUCAGUGAUUGUGAAAAUGGCUUGUGGGAGAAUGGGACAGUUGAUCCCUGGGCUGGUCCUAUGCUAAGGCUGGGAGGGUCAUUAGCCUGGCGCUCUUGGAGAAAACUUGGGCCUUCAGGAAA